Messenger RNA from Cladophialophora immunda, 2742 nucleotides. RefSeq lists its product as uncharacterized. The transcript has a single exon. The record is from RefSeq and is a predicted model, not a curated record. Bases 1 to 2742 code for a protein of 913 amino acids. Gene Ontology annotation, biological process: protein phosphorylation. Gene Ontology annotation, molecular function: ATP binding; protein kinase activity. NCBI's taxonomy places the organism in Eukaryota, Fungi, Ascomycota, Eurotiomycetes, Chaetothyriales, Herpotrichiellaceae.
AUGUUCUCGUCCGCCUUCAAAUCCUUUACCUCGAAUAUAACAUCCAACUAUGAAGUGUCCAAACAUCCGUCUGCAACCGUAGGGGUCUGGACUAUCUUCGAUGCGAAGAAGAAGAACAGUGGCACUCAGGCGUCGAUUUUCAUCUUUGACAGGAAGUCGCUCGAUGUCACCAGCAGUGGGUUUGGGGCACGUGCUACCAGUGCCACGUCGGUGCGCAAGAUCCAGGAUGAAGUGGUCGAGCGUUUGAAGAAGGAAGCUAGCAGUCUGGCUCGCCUACGCCACCCCUCGAUUCUGCAACUGGUCGAACCCGUCGAAGAGACCCGCAGUGGAGGGUUGAUGUUUGCGACAGAGCCUGUCUUGUGCUCCUUAUCCGUUGCUCUGGCAAAGAAGGAUCGAGAUGGGAAUGGAAGGGGGAAGGGUAUCUCGCGGUCUCCAUCGAAUGAUGGAGCCACUUCUCGGCCACAGCAAGAUGUGGAAAUUGACGAAUUGGAAAUUCAGAAGGGUCUCCUGCAGGUCGCGAAAGGGCUGGAGUUCUUACACGAUUCUGCUAAGCUUGUCCAUGGGAACCUGACCCCGAAUGCCAUCAUGAUCAAUGCCAAGUCAGACUGGAAGAUCUCUGGACUCGGGUUUGCCGGGCCGCCCGAUGGGGCAGAAGGGCAUCAGACUGUUCCUCAGAUUUCUCUUUCUGAAGUGCUCCACCAUGAUUCUCGAAUACCUCGAACAGUUCAGUUGGACCUCGACUAUACUUCCCCCGAUUUCGUGCUGGACUCGAACAUCACCUUCUCGGCCGACAUCUUCUCACUAGGUCUGGUUAUCCUCGCAUGCUACCGACAUCCCCACAGGUCACCUAUUGAAACCCAUGGCAACCAGUCAACGUAUAAAAAGAUCUUCAGCAGCGCUUCCACGGUCCCUACCAGCGCAAACAACUAUCUCUGCGACGAUGCUCUACCACGGGAGUUGAACGUCACAUUGCCGAGGAUGUUAACGCGGAGACCGGCCCAGCGAAUGAGCGCCAGUGAGUUCCAACAGUCGCAAUACUUCGACAACAUCUUGGUGAAUACUAUGAGGUUUUUGGACGCAUUUCCAGCCAAGACUCCUGCAGAGAAAUCACAGUUCAUGAAAGGCCUUGGUCGAGUCCUUCCUCAAUUUCCGCCCUCCGUCCUGGGAAAGAAGAUCCUUAGUGUUCUUCUAGACGAAAUGAAGGACCGGGAACUGCUCCCGCUCAUCAUGCAAAACAUUUUCCAGAUAGUCAAAGUCGUCCCGUUCAGCAAAGAGCUUGUCUCAGAUAACAUCCUGCCACGGAUGAGAGAGACAUUCUUGUCCAAAUCGAGAUCCGAAGAACGGGACAGUGGCAAAGAGGCUGCCUUACUCGCAGUUCUCAACAACAUUCAACUCAUUGCCGACAACUGCUCUGCGAAACAGUUCAAGGAUGAUGUCUUGCCCAUUGUUCAUGUGGCCAUGGAGUCAUCGACACAUUCACUGACCGAUGCUGCUUUGCAGACAUUACCGGUUGUGCUCCCUUUAAUCGAUUUCUCAACAGUCAAGCACGAUCUCUUCCCGGUUGUGGCUAGCGUUUUCAGCAAAACCAACAGCUUGACCAUCAAGAUUCGAGGGCUCGAAGCGCUCGGGGUUCUUUGCGGCGUCUCACCCAGCCAGGUGGACAACAACAUCGACGACUUUUCUGGCAAGGGUCAGUCAGAAAAGCAUGACAAAAAUGUUUCCAGCUUAGACAAGUUCACCAUGCAGGAGAAGAUCGUCCCUCUUUUGAAAGCUAUCAAAACAAAAGAGCCGGCCGUCAUGAUGGCGGCUCUGAAGGUGUUUCGACAAAUUGGCAUCGUUGCUGACACUGAUUUCUUGGCCAUUGAGGUGAUGCCCAUUCUUUGGAACUUUGCUCUGGGGCCUUUACUUGACCUUUCUCAGUUCAGCGCGUUUAUGGAUGUCAUCAAAUUCCUCUCGAGCAAAAUUGAACGCGAACAAAUUCGUAAAUUACAGGAACUCUCUUCAAGCAGGGCUCUAGAGUCGAGGUCCACCUCCUCGUCGCACAAGCAGAUCGGCAACGGUGUCCAUCAAGCCAACCAGGUCGCAAGCCCAGAAGACGACUUUGAGAAGCUCGUCCUUGGAGAUAAGAAUGCUGACAAGGCCGAUGUAUUCGCGGGAGCGCUUUCUGAUGGGCAAAAGUUGACGCAAAAUCCGCCUUCCUUCUCAUGGUCUCCCAUGAACGCCACGCCUGGCACGAAUACACUGGCACACCAGACAGCUCCGUCAUUACCUGUUUUGCACCCACAACCUUUGUCCCGCUCGAUCACUCCGGAUGUCAGUGCCUCGGCGUUUCCAAGUCUUCAACCUACCCAGCCAUCAAGCUCCAUUUGGGGGACAUCCUCACCUUCGCCUGUACCUUCACAGAAUCAGCAUCAGGUGCUGCAACCGUCGAGUUAUCUCUCUAAUCCUGUGAGCAGCAUGUCUCCGCCGACAUCGUCAUCAAACACGACUUGGCAGCUUCCGCCGCCUCCGGGAACGCAAGUGCCGCCUAGUUCAGGGUUCGCGCCCAUGAUAGCUCCGCCUCCUGCAGGUGGCAGUCAGAGGACCGCUUGGCAACAGCCAAAUUACAGUAAUUUCGGAGUGUCCUCGCCGCCAGGGCCUAGAUUCGGCGCGCCUAUGAACGUGCUGCAGCCGCAGAAGACUCAGCAACAAACGCCUCAACAGCAGAAAACAGGUCUGGACAAGUACGAAUCUCUGCUCUGA